UGGUUUGGUGGGGUGGGGAGGUAGAGUGAAGUUGUGAAGCUAUGUAGUGUGGAUUUGGAGCUUAAACAUGAUACAUAUGAAGGGAUGCCUGUUAGGGGAUUUUAAAAAAUAGUAUGAAGGAGGAGAAUGACUUUUAUUAUUUCUAGUUACUCAAAUCAAGACUAUUAAGUUGAAGAUAUUUAAGUCUACAGUUAACUUAAGGGAAUGAGGGGAAAAGAAACCUGACAUUCUUGUCUUCUCUGUUUGUUUAUGCACGUUUUUUUCUGCCAUCAGUGGGUGUUAUCUGAAUUCACCAUGUUCGUCGUCUUUCUGCAUGUAAGUGAUAAAACAUUAAGUGAGGUUUUCAUUUCACUGCUUUUAAAGACCCAUUUGGCUGGCUCAACAGGUUCCUGGGUGGAGUUACAGAUGAACAGCAAUGGCAAUAGCAACGAUAAUGCCAGUGGGAAAAAUGGAGGCCUGGAACAUGUCCCAUCAUCAUCCUCUAUUCACAAUGGAGACAUGGAAAAAAUUCUUCUGGAUGCCCAGCAUGAAUCAGGACAGAGUAGUUCAAGGAGUAGUUCCCACUGUGACAGCCCUUCCCCUCAAGAAGAUGGACAGAUAAUGUUUGAUGUGGAAAUGCACACGAGUAAGGACAAUAGUUCCCAGUCUGAAGAAGAAGCAGUAGAAGAAGAGAAAGAGGUGGAAGUUUUGAAGAAAAGUGCUGACUGGGUUUCAGAUUGGUCAAGUAGGCCUGAAAACAUUCCUCCCAAAGAAUUUCACUUCAGACAUCCUAAACGUGCAGUAUCUUUAAGUAUGAGAAGAAGUGGUGCUAUGAAGAAAGGUGGCAUUUUCUCUGCAGAGUUCCUUAAGAUUUUCAUUCCAUCUCUGUUUAUAUCUCAUGUAUUGGCUUUGGGACUGGGCAUCUACAUUGGAAAACGACUGACCACACCUUCAGCCAGCACUUAUUGAAAGAAGCAGAGUACAAAACUUGGAAAUCCAUGUGACCUGUGAAGAUGUUAUAGUCACAUUAGUACAUUUGAACUUGAUCAUUUUAAGCAUGACCCCAGUCCCACCCUUUAUUUACAUAUCCAGGUUCCAGUAACUCUUGGAAUUCAGUAUUGUAUUAGAACUCUGAGAUGUUUGACUACCCACCUUCUCUCCCACCAUUUGGCCUGCAAAACACAUCAGUUGCCUAACGGACUUUACAAUUGUCUAUUCAUUGCAAGGGCUUCUUUCAGUAUAAAAUUCCACCAGCAGAUUAUAAUUUUAUUAGUAAUGCUGUUGCCUCCUCUAGUACAACCUGACUUAAAUCUGCAACUGCUCAUGGAAUAAAAGUUGACUGUUUAACAAUAGCUAAUCUCUUCAAACGAAACUAAAAUUUGGUUAGGAUAAAAGCGAGUCUUUGUUUUUAGAAACCUGUUGGCUGUAAAUCAAAGUAAAAAAUCAUUGGCAAUAAAGAAUAAAUACAUAUUAAACCCAGCUUUAUAGGGAAUUUACUUAUCCCCCUAUUUUGCUCAUAAAUUUUACUUUGCAGGAGGCAAAGACUGCAAAAACAUAAAGCAGGUUAAUAACUUAAAGUCAUCAGCGUAAUUUAAUACUAGAUAAUUGUCAUAAUCUUGUCUUUUUUAUGAAGUAGGCUCCUUGUUUCUGCUAAGAAGAUCUAAUACCUACAAAACUUUAGAGGAAUUGCUUUGUUUGCAUGUGAAGAAGCAAACUUUUUCCUUACAGGAAAAUUUUAAAUGUAAAAGUUUUCCUUUAUAAAAGCAGAUUGAAUGCAAAUAUUUUUGGUGUGUUUAGACUCCAUGUAAAAAGGGGAAUCUCCUGAAACCACCUACAGUAAUAAAGUUGUGGUAGUUUCAGUAGCUACUCAAAGCAUUUGACCUGCCUGUUGGGAACAAUCUUGCAGUUGUGUAAAGAAGCAUAAGUUGCAAAUCUCUUAAAUGUCUCCUUUAGAGAAGUUUUCAAUAUUCCCAUUUCUCAUUGUUUACUGUACAGUCUCCCUUUGGGAAUAACAUAGAUUCUAAGGUCACUAGUGAUGUCUCAUGUAGCUAGAUAGAAUUCUCACUGGUGUUUAACUUUUAUCUUUGGGAACACUUGUCUUGUCCUCCUUCAGUGACACCUUUUUUCAAAAUGUGAAGCUUUAGUACCAAAUUGUUAUAAAGUAUUAGGACCUAGCUCUGUCCUUAAAUAGAUUUUAUUGGAUUUCAAAACAUGUAGCAUGACUCUGAAGGAUAGAAUACUGUUUUUAUACAUGUAUAAGUAUAAAUAAAUAUUAUAUAGACUUUAAUACUAAAUAUUUAGGGAACCAAUAUUAAUUUUAAAACUAGCAAAAUCUCAUGUAAAUGGAAUAGGCUGACAGAAGUUAAGAAAAUCUGGUCAGUGAGUUUGAAAGAAACAGCUGUCUUACAUUUUCUGCUUGCAUCAGAUAGUUUCUGAUUUGGUAUGGCAAAGAUAGUUCAAGCUUGGAGGCUAAUUCCUAGUUGAAGUUUUGCUUUAAAAAA
Molecule: messenger RNA, 2480 nt
Organism: Pelodiscus sinensis (Chinese soft-shelled turtle)
Lineage: Eukaryota; Metazoa; Chordata; Testudines; Trionychidae
Source: RefSeq, a predicted model, not a curated record